Messenger RNA from Coccinella septempunctata (seven-spotted ladybird), 796 nucleotides. RefSeq names its product 60S ribosomal protein L10a (gene RpL10Ab). Gene Ontology annotation, biological process: translation. Gene Ontology annotation, cellular component: large ribosomal subunit. The transcript is spliced from 4 exons. NCBI's taxonomy places the organism in Eukaryota, Metazoa, Arthropoda, Insecta, Coleoptera, Coccinellidae. Bases 99 to 752 code for a protein of 217 amino acids. Gene Ontology annotation, molecular function: structural constituent of ribosome; RNA binding. The record is from RefSeq and is a predicted model, not a curated record.
AUCCGAACGAAGCUCUGUAGUCGCAUUUCUCAAAGCAUUCUUUCACUUUCGACUUUCAUUAAACGUGUUCGCGGUUGAAACUUGAAACCUCAUUCAAGAUGUCGUCGAAAGUAUCCCGCGAUACCUUAUACGAAUGCGUGCAAGCAGUUUUGGACAAAUCAAAGGAGAAGAAGAGGAACUUUUUGGAAACCGUCGAAAUCCAAAUCGGUUUGAAGAAUUAUGACCCCCAGAAGGACAAGCGUUUCAGUGGAACCGUCAAGCUCAAGAACAUUCCCAGGCCAAAAAUGCAAGUUUGUGUUUUGGGAGAUCAACAACAUUGUGACGAAGCCAAAUCCAACAAUGUUCCUUUCAUGGAUGUUGAAGCUCUCAAAAAGUUGAACAAAAACAAGAAGUUGGUGAAGAAGCUCGCUAAAAAAUACGAUGCUUUCUUGGCUUCUGAAGCCUUGAUCAAACAGAUUCCCAGGCUCUUGGGUCCAGGUUUGAACAAAGCUGGUAAAUUCCCUGGUCUCCUGUCUCACCAGGAAUCGAUGACACAAAAAAUUGAUGAGGUUAAAGCCACUAUCAAGUUCCAGAUGAAGAAGGUGUUGUGCUUGUCUGUUGCUGUUGGACACGUUGACAUGACUACCGAUGAGUUGGUGCAGAAUGUACAUUUGGCCAUCAACUUUUUGGUUUCCCUGCUGAAGAAGCACUGGCAAAACGUUAGGUCACUCCAUGUUAAAUCUUCCAUGGGGCCACCACAAAGACUUUAUUAAGUAUUUGUUAAUCUUAUACUUGUAAAAUAUACAUAUAAGCUCUA